CUUUCCAGUAAUUAUAUGGAUAAGAAAAUGGCUUCCAAACCAGCUUUCUUUGAAAUAUUUAAAGCUCAGUGCAGUGAAACAGAUUUAGGACCUAUAAGCCUGAACUGGUUUGAGGAACUGACCUCAGAAGCUCCCCCUUAUGAGCCCAAAUUAGUUGGAGACCUUGAUGGUCACACUGAAUGGCUUGAUGAAGCUUCUUUUAAAACUCCAAAGACAAAACCCUCUGCAUACAGCCAGCUGGCUUCAACUCCACUGAUUUUUAAAGAGCAAAGUACAAUAUUGCCACCUUCUCCUUUGUCGUCUCCUGGUAAAGAACUGGAUCAGAAAACAACCAAAGAGAAUUUGAUCAGUCCAAGAAUCCUAAGAACAAAAAUAGACCAAGGAAAUGAAAUAUUUGCUUCUCCUGUUGGUACUUGUCAUGCUGCUAGUCCAACUAUUUUAAGGAACCUUUGCAGGACUCCACAGAGAAGUAGUAUUCCAGGACCAUAUGGAAGCUUGUUUUGCACACCAAAACUUUUGGAGAUCAGAACUCCAAACCGUAUUUCUGAAAGUCUGGGAGUAGAAGUGGAUCCCGAUAUGUCCUGGUCGAGCUCUUUGGCCACACCUCCAACACUGGGUGCAACRGUGAUAAUAGCUAGGGAGAAUGAUUCCAUUUCUGAAGUAAGGCAACAAGAUGACAGAGCUGAGGUAGUGUCGCAUAGUUUUUUCUCCAAACCUAAUAAAUGUCCUGGRAGGAGUGAUACAAGUGUACAGUCUGUACCAGAGGCAAUAAAGCCAGAUCAGGAAGAUUUGGAGUCUGAGAAGACACUGGGUGGCUCCUUUGGAGACUUGGAGAGCUUUGAGGAUGCGCUUGGCGAGCCUGCCAAGGCCCAGGGAAGCCUCCUGCUCAUGCCAAACGCCCUGGAUGCAGCAGAGAGACAUGAAACAACCACAGACAAAGCACAUGGAGAGGGCAACAUUUCUUCUGAGCAGUGCCUUAGAAGACACRCUGGCAGUUCACAGGAAGUGGUAACAACUAGCUGGACUGGAGAAAAGCACCCUGAAAUGAAGGAGUCUUUAUUUCAGAAAGCUGAUGAGGAUUGGAGGUGUGUUGAACGUGCCUGCUUAAUAGGACAUGAAAAGGAAUUGGAGUCAUCUAAGAUCACAACAGAUGUGCAAGAUAACAGAACACAGAAGUCACCUGAGAACAAGAGGCUUGUGAAGGAAGACCUGUCGUCUUCACCCAGCCAGUGGUCUCAGCUGAACUUAUCUGGUCUGGAUGUGACCCACUUGGAAAUGUCUCUGUGUAGCCCUCUGCCAUCUGACUUGAGCAGAGAGAAUAAUUUAGAUGAGAAAUCAGCACUAAUGACCAAAGAGGAGGCUGAAGAAACAUCUUUACCCAGUACUUCAAGUCUUUUAAAAGCACAAGAGCUGCUGAGUGUCAAUUUGUCAGAGAAGCACUAUGAAAUGAAGAAUUCUGAGAACAAUCCAGCACUGGAAAUACCUCCAGUAACAUCGGUGUCCAUGAGUAUUCAAGAUUCAAAGUUAAUAAAAGGAUUUGCUGCUGAAAAGGUUUCUAAAGUGAGCUUUUUGGACUAUAAUUCUAUUUUAAUUGAGAGUACAAAUGUCACAGAAUAUUCUGUAGUCUACAACAGCAGCUUUUCCAGGCAUUUAAAAGCAACUUCUAAAUCCGUCAUAACUGAUGUUCUGUCUCAUCCACUUGUGUGUAGCCCUACAGCUCCAGAUAAUUGCAGCGACCUACAUUUAAUGGAUAGUGAAAAUACUUUCACAAAAUCUGACUUUAAAAGGCUGAAUAUGUUAUCCAGCUUGAAAAAAAGAUCCCAGAGAUUUAUUUAUAGAAUAAAUAACACGUUACUCUUUCAAGAAGAAAAAAUUCAGAAAGAGUUGACCUCUGAAUUGCCUGUUCACUCAUUGCCAUCGUCAGAACUUGAUUCAUGUGGAUUCAAAAACUGUCACGUGGCCACAGGUCAUGAUCAAGGCUGCCUGAUUUCUCCUGAGAGAAAGCAUUUUCAAUCAAAUAUCAAGGAAAAUAAUUUUGGCACUUGUACCAUAAAAAUGGAUAUGAUGGGUAAUUCAUCUGCUAACACCCUCAAGAACAGGCUGAAACAACAGGAGCUGAAAGACAUGGAGGAAAAUGCAAGAGAGCAUCAACCUGUCACAUCACUGAAAUGCUUAGAAGUAUCAAAUACUUUGAAAGAAAACACGACAGAGGCUUUAAAUAGUGAAAGCAUUUCAAAUAUAAAACGUAAAGUUCUAACUUCAGCACGCCUUGCAGCAAGAAGGCACUCCAGGCUCCUGCCUAAAGGCCACUGCCURGAGAGAGGCAAGGAGGAGAUGUAUAGGGGUACCAAGGUGAGUGAUGGAGCUGUUGUGCCUCAGAGCCCUAAAGGGCAGCCUGCACAGCCCUCUCCUCUUGGUGACAAUGAAUGCCUGGUUGAUAUGSAGCGUGACACAACACCCGUGACAAGCUGUAGUUUCGAUAAUACCUCAAGUCAAAUCAACUCUGCCAUAAGUAAGGUCAGUAGUAAUUGCUGGAAUAAAACAUCAGCUGGAAAAAAGCCUGCCACAGACCAGUUGUCAGCAGCUGAGCAUGGAGAAGUACUUGCAUCUUUGGGAUUAAAAGGCUCCGAAAAGUGUAAUACUCAAUUAAAACAUGGGGAAAAAUUAGAUAUAGCUUCCUCUUCAGCAAUUGUAGCUUCCAGUCAAGAUGUAAAGUCAAUGGAAAAUGAGGAAGGCAACCUUCAAACAACUGCUUGCAAUAAUAUAGAUGUAGAGAGCGCCAAAGAAUUGUUGGAUUGUGCAGCUGAUAAUUCUUUAAAUAAAGUAAUUUCAGAAAACGAGAAACAGGCAGGUCUUUUUGAACAGGAUAUAUCUCAAAAAGUAAGACCUUKUCUGUCAAAGGAAGUGCCAGGACCUAACACUGAAGCUAAACAUUACUUAAAGAAGACAAAUGUAAUUCCUUCCAAAAUUAUUGCAUCGUGCAAAGAUACAUAUUCAGUAAAACCUGUAUACUUCGACAAAAAUCCAAAUGAGAACCUAGAACAUAAAGAGAGCUGGUCAAGAAGUCUAAAUGAAUGCAAUUUAAAYCUGAGCUUUGGUGGCUUUCAAACUGCAUCCAAAAAGCAGAUUAAAUUGUCUGAAGAGAGUUUAGCAAAAGGCAAAAUGUUAUUUAGAGAGAUUGAAAAUGAAUGUUUUGAAGCCUCUUCCAUAUCAAGAGUCAGAAAUACUUCAGAUCAAGUUAAAGAGGAGAAGUUUUUCUCACCUGUGAAAAGCAAACUGGAUAGUAACUUACCUGAUUCUUUAGAUUCACAGGCAAGUUUUCUUGAACCAAGGCAUAUACAGUUUGUUCCACAUAAAGUUGAUCUACAUAUGGAUUUUCCUGUAAGUCAACAGUCCUUGCAAGAACCAAGUCAGGCUUUGACAGCAAGCCAAGAAGCUGAAAUUGCUGAACUUUCUAGUAUCCUGGAGGAGACUGGCAGCCAGUUUGAGUUUACCCAGUUUAGAAGGCAAAGUAACAUGUUACAAAGCCAUGUUACUCAGCACUUUGGAACUGCAGAAACAAGUAGAACAACAAAUGUAGAAAAUACUUCUACAGUAUGGAAAGAUACUGAUUUUUGUAAUGCUCUUAAAUCUGAAAAUCGAGUACGAAAUAGCAAGUAUUGUAAUAAGCAGGAAGACACUAAYGAAGAAUCUGAUAUGAUGGAAUGUGAAAAAGAGAACAAAGGGWUUUUCCAUAAAAAUAAUGACGUUGCUUUUACUCACUUAGAUGGACAUGAAAGAAGCAUCUCUGGCAGUCACAGCUUUCCCAUGCCUGUACGGGACAGCUUUUCUAAUUUUGUGGGCUUUACUUCAGCUGGAGGUAAAAAAAUAAAUAUUUCUAAAGCAGCUCUCACCCGGUCAGCAGAGCUGUUCAGGGACUUGGAUGAUGAUAACUACUUAUUUAAACCUUCAGAAACUAAUGCCAGAUGCCAGAGUUCAAAUGRACAUAAGUUUUCUGACCAAACCAGAGGAAAGACAGCUUGUGUUAGAAACUUUAAAAAUCCUGAUCCCUGCAUAGUUUCUGUUUCUCACCAUUCAGAGAAAGAAUAUGAGGAAAAUAUUAGGAAAAUACCAUUUAGGGGAAAUACAGAAAAUUGGACAAAAAGGUCAAGAAAUGAUGAAAAUGUCAGUUUUAGUCGUACUGACAAUGCCAGAUAUUCUGCCUCUGAAGCUGGAACCAAUCUGUCAGCCACUGAAAAAYACAACCAGCAUCUGAAAACUUCUAAGCAACUUUGGACUCAAGGAGAUUGCCCAGUUGAAGGUAUUUUGCAGGAAGACUCCUUGGUUGUGAUGUAUCCAGGAACUGCUACUGCAGCUGGAGAAAAACAUAGUUUAAACRUAUCUAAUGAAAAGGAAAAAACAAUUCCUAGUGAGAAAGGAGAAGAGAGAAAUCCAGAAGAUAAAUACUUAGCACAGAGUUUGCAAACUGCAGCUAAUGGUGAUUCGUCUGAUUCUGUUUACUUGCUCAAGGUAAAAUGUGGUGAAAAAGAUGCAAGUGUUUCAGAGAACUCCAAUAAACAAAASACAAGCAGUAGAAAUGUGGAAGCAGCAGACACUGCCCUUGGAAAGAACCUGUUUGUGRAUCACAGCAAAGCAAAAAUAGGCUCUCAGCAUGAUCAUCAGAUACCUUUUCAGCAAGAGAGAGAUGUUGAAGAAAAUGUGGUUAAUGAGAUUUAUCCAUCUGGUUUCCAUACUGCCAAUGGCAAGAAAAUAACAAUUUCUGAUGAAUUUUUGGCUAAAGCCAAACAGUUUUUUUCAGAAGAAAAUGUUUUAGGAAAGAGGCAGAAUGACGAUUUUGAGCACCCCUCAAGGAAAAGGAUAUGUAGUACAGACUGUGUCAAAGACUGGGAUUCUGGUAUUGAAAGCACUGCUAAGUGUGAUCCAGAAACACUUGAUUGCAGUGAAAACUUKCUUCAUAAAGAAACUGGAGAUCAGUUUAAACGGGCAGUAGAGCAGAGUCCCCUUAAACAAACUGUUAUUCUUGAUUCAGUUCAAAAGGACAUGUUUGUUCAUGUAGAUAAAGAUUGUGAAACAAAUGCUGGAAUUGGACCUGCACAAAAAGAAGCUGAUGUUCGACUUGGGAAGUUGCAAUUAGACUAUUUGCCUGGAAAGGACAGCGAUGCUUUAGGUGGAACUUCGCUGUCUGAGGAUGAAAAAGUGUUUGGUGAUGGAGAUGAGGAAUAUCUGGCCAAAAACAGUGGUCAUUCAGAAAACAUACAUGUUUGUCCUGGGCAGUCAGCUGCAGCUCUGUGCUUAAUGAAAGAAUCCAAUGACCUUGCAGAUGGUUCUGUGCCUAGAGAUGCAAAAAAUGGUAUGUUUGAGGACAGUAAAAAUAAAUCUAAACCAUCCCUCCUCUUGACUUACAACAAUAGUGUUCCAAAAAGUAGCUCUUCCCAUUUGAAUUGUGACAGUAAGGAGGUUGGCUUGGAACAACUACAUGAAUCUUGUCUUGAUGCAAACUGCUUUGCAGACACCACGGUUAGUGCUCGCCAAGAACGGUCCCGAGCUGGUGGUCUUGGAAACGAAGCUGAUUUGACCAGAUUGGAAGAAACAUCCCAUAGUUUUAAUCUUGAAAAACAAAUGGCUGGUUUGAAACCUGUUAUGUUCACUACAGCCAAAGGUAAAGCAGUUGCUGUUUCAGAAAAUGCAUUAGCAAGAGUCAGACAAAUAUUUCAAGAAGAUCAAUCUGUAAAAUCUGAAACUAAGUCACAAACUAAUCAGAUAGAAGUUGUUGCAAAAUCAUCUUUCAUCGGUCAUGCUGAGUGUCCCGAUUCUACUAAACUCUUAAAUGAUGCAAAAAAUGGGGAGACUAAUUCAGUCAUUAAGUUAAAUGAGAGUACAGGUGAAAAUGGUCACCGUGACCAGGUGCAAUUUAGUGAACAGAAUGUGAAGCUUUUAGGACACCUGCCCAYGCGAGAUAAGCAAAUCAAGCAGCCGGUUUCUUCUGUAAGUAAUCUUGGAUUUUUUAGUACAGCAAGUGGUAAACCAGUGCAGUUAUCAGAAGAGUCACUGAGGAAAGCUCGGCAGCUCUUUUCGGAAAUGGACAAUAACAGUUCCUCACAUCUGCAAGAAAUCCUUCCAGUUGAGGAAGAUGGUAGAAAGWCUGAAGUGGGCACAGAAACAGUUCCUAAAAAAACGGGGCUGGUGGUGCCGAAAGGGAGAGCAAAUUCCGAUGCUGGCUUGGAUUUACCUCCUGCGUUUGGAUUCAGCACUGCAAGUGGAAAGCAGGUAAAAGUCUCUGAAAAUGCCUAUCGGAAAGCUAAGGCCAUUUUAAAAGAUUCUGAUGACUUUGCAAGCAAUAGAUUUUGCUUUGCAAAUCAUCUUGGCUCAACUGAAGAGAGCGCUGAAGCUAUGAAACCUGUUACUGAUKGCAGUGAUGCAGCCAAGAUAGCAGAUAAAGUGAUCUCAGAAGCCAAAGCUGAAGAAAGCUUCAGUGAAGAACUUGAAUUGGAAAACAUCUAUGCAGAGGAAAUAAAGCCCCUUGCAAGCACUUGCCAUGUUAAAAUGCCUGAGUACAUUCCACGUAGUAUGAAAAAUGAGCAGCUAAUGUUAUUUAAAAAUAGUUUUCAGCAAGAGGGGACUUGGCCUCUAGGAGAAGGGAGGCAGAAUCUGGAGCAGGGGUCGAAGGCUGAAGCAGUUUCACACGGUUCUGUUGCUAAAGCAGAAGUGGACGUUAACCGGGCCUGUUUCCAGCCUCCACAAACUCGCCUGGAAGCGGAGGCAGUAGAAAGUGCCAAAGCUUUUAUGGCGGAUGAUCUUUCAGAGGCUGGAGCACGAGUUAACUCCCUGCCAUCCUUCAGCGGCAAAAUGCGGGAUAAAAGCUUUCCAACUAGGACGUUUGGGAAGAGGCGCCUGGAAGGAUGUGCCUCCCUAGGAGAACCUCCAAUUAAGAGGAAACUGCUGCCUGAAUUUGAUAGAACAAAGAAUCCCACUACAUCUUUGACAGCUUUGAGAAGCACCCCUGAUGGCAUUUUCAAAGACAGAAGAAGAUUUAUAUACAACGUUCCCUUGAAACCCAUAACUUGUGGACCUUUUGGCACUGCUAAGGAGCGACAGGAGGUCAAGACUCCUACCUUUACUCUGCCAGAUCAAGACCUCAAAGGAUUUAAAUCUCAAUCUGCCAUUUUUCAGCACUGUGCCCUGAGACAGUCUUCUAGUGGUACCUCAGGGGUUUCCACUCCACAUAAUGCCUUGGCUGAAAAGACUGAACAACCCAAAAGUUUAUACAAACCUGGCAAAUCGGUUAAAACGUUUAUUCCGCCCUUCAGAACAAAGCUGACUUUUUCUACAGAUGARCAAGACCACAGCAGCAGCUGUGACUCCCUGGUGAGCAAAAAUAGGCCUGAAGAGAGGGAAAUAAAUGAGAUCCCAGUUGAGCAGAGCCCCGCUGAAGCUCACCAGCCCCAGCCAGAGGGCAGCAGUUACAUCCAGCAAGCAGCAGACACUGCCUUAGAAAAUGACAACUCAGUUAUGAACAAGAUGGUGAUAAAUCUCCACUGUGCAAGAGAUCUUCAGGAAAUGAGAAUUAAAAAGAAAUACAGACAAAAUAUUAGUUCACAACCAGGCAGUCUUUAUGUCAUAAAAACCUCUGYGAGAAACAGAAUCUCUUUGAAAGCUGCUGUAGAAGAGAAGCCUCCUGGCUGUUAUUCUGCAGAACAGCUUUACAAAUAUGGUGUUUCAAAAAGCUGCAUACAAGUUAACAGUGUGAAUGCAGAAUCUUUCCAGUUUAUCAUGGAAGAAUUUCUCAGUAAGGAGUAUUUGCUAGCAGGACAGGGGAUACAACUUGCUGAUGGAGGAUGGCUAAUACCUACGGAUGAUGGGAAAGCAGGGAAAAGGGAGUUUUACAGAGCCCUCUGUGAUACUCCUGGUGUGGAUCCCAAGCUAAUAACAGAGGCAUGGGUUUACAAUCACUAUAGGUGGAUUGUAUGGAAACUGGCAGCCAUGGAAGUGUCUUUUCCACAAGAAUUUGCCAACAGAUGCUUGACACCAGAARCAGUGUUGUUGCAAUUAAAAUACAGAUACGAUUUGGAAGUUGAUAGAAGUAAACGUUCAGCAAUCAAAAAAAUAACAGAGAGAGACGACACAGCAGGCAAAACCCUCGUGCUGUGCGUUUCCAAAAUCCUAUCACUGAGCACCGUUGUCUCCCCUGGCAGUAGUAGUAAGAGCGUGGAGAGUAAAAAAGAAGGAGCAGUGAUUGAAGUUACUGAUGGCUGGUAUGGGAUUCGGGCUCUCCUGGACCCGCCUCUCCGAGCCUUCGUGCGCAGAGGGCGCCUGGCUGUUGGUCAGAAGAUCGUAGUACACGGAGCAGAACUGGUUGGCUCGCAGGAUGCAUGUGCACCCCUGGAAGCCCCUGAUUCCCUUAUGUUAAAGAUUUCAGCAAACAGUAGUCGCCGCGCGCGCUGGCACGCGAAGCUCGGCUUCCAUCGGGAUCCCAGGGCCUUCCCUCUGCCCCUGGCAUCGCUCUACAGCGAGGGCGGYGCCGUGGGCUGUGUUGACGUGGUUAUUCAGAGAACUUACCCUGUUCAGUGGAUGGAGAAGACGUCCUGUGGCUCGUACGUGUUUCGUAACAGUCRGGCUGAAGAAAGGGAAGCUGCCAAGCAUGCAGAGGAGCAAGAAAAGAAACUGGAAGCUCUGUUUGCAAAAAUCCAAGCAGAAUAUGAAAAGCAUGAAGAGAGAAGUAGCAGAAGAGCACUGAGGCCACGCAUGGUGACAAGGCAGCAAAUCCAUAAUUUGCAAGAUGGUGCAGAACUUUAUGAAGCGAUUCAGAAUGCAUCUGAUCCUGGCUAUAUGGAGGGGUAUCUAAGUGAAGAGCAAUUGAAAGCUUUGAAUGCUCACAGGCAGGUGCUGAACGAUAAAAAACAAGCUCAGAUCCAGGCAGAAUUCAAGAAGGCAGUAGAGUCUGCAGAGCAGGAAGAGCACGGUUGCUCCAAGAGGGAUGUGUCUGCUGUAUGGAAAUUAUGUGUGGUAGACUACAGAAAGCAAGAAAAUAAUUACGGAGUGCUGCUGAGUAUCUGGCGUCCCCUGCUAGACGUCUGUUCCCUCCUAAAGGAGGGAAGCCGGUACAGAAUCUACCACCUCUCAGCAUCGCAGUCCAAAGGAAGAUCAGACCUAGCUAAAAUACAGUUAACAGCCACAAAGAAAACUCAGUAUCUACCAUUACCAGUUUCACGAGAGAUGCUGUCCCAGAUCUUCUCUCCCAGAACGGCUCUGACAUUCACGAGUUUAUCAGAUCCUUCUUUUCAGCCACCGUGUGCUGAAGUUGACUUAGUGGGAGUUGUAGUUUCUGUGGGCAGAACAGGUGCCGGGCCCCUGGUGUACCUGUGUGACGAGAGCCGCGAGGUGGUGGCGGUGCGGCUGGGCGCCGGCGCGGCGCGCGGGCUCGUGGCGCGCGGCUCGCUCCUCGCCGCCACCAACCUGCGCUGGCAGCCGCCGCCGCCGGCCGCCCCGCCGCUGCUCGUGGCCGGGGAGCUCUCCGUGCUCUCCGCCAGGCCAAAGGAAACCCACCUGCAGCUGAGGUGCCACCAGCUGAGAAGCAGCAUAGAGGACAUGGAUUCCUUUUGUUCUGAUGCCGAAAGAAAACUGAUGGAUUUGCUCCAAAGAAACGGUCCACUUACACCUAAUUUACCUAAAAGAUAUGGCUUGGAAUGUCCUUCCCCGUGCAACACAGGCCUCUCUGCAGGGCCCGUCAGUUCGGUAUCUUCUCCUAACAUUGCAGUAAAGUACCAGAGCCCUUCGGUAAACGGCGUGCAGAACUGGAAGCCUGUGCCACAAGGCUCGGCUGCGGCUGCGGCUCAUGAGGAGCAUCCCAAGAGCGGCCGCAAGAGGAAGGCCCUGGAGCUGCUCAGCCGCCUUCCCGCCCCGCCUCCCCUGCCGCCCCUCUGCCCCGGCCUUUCCCCCUCUCUCCGGAGGGCCUUUCAGCCCCCGCGGCGCUUGGGCUUUCCGCACGGCGCGGCCCCAACGGCGCCAAGCGGGAACAUGGGCGCCGGCAGCCGGGAGCRGGGGGAGGCUCUGCAGCUUGCCGAGAAUGACCUGGUUGCCGAUGAAGAACUUGCCAUGAUUAACACGCAAGCCCUCCUCAACACCUCCCCGGGGGAAAAGAAGACCGAGUGCAUAAAUGAAAACAGCAGCACGGCAGCUAUGGAUGUACUGCAUGUUCCUUCAGGAAAAAGUAGUUCCAGAUCUGCUGGGGAAGCAAAGAACUCAUCCAAAAACUGUCCUGAAGGAGCGGGGGCUUUUCGGAAGGACACACAGGAGGCAGAGGGCUCAUUAACAGACCACAGAAAGCUAUAGAGACAAAAAAAAAAGAAGACUGCUACUAAAGGUGUAUAGUGUUGUGUAUAUAUUUCAAAUUCARAUUAUUUUUACACUUUGUACAUUAAAUUCCAAUGUAUUUAAUAAAAAUA
This is a messenger RNA of Nothoprocta perdicaria, 10442 nucleotides long. RefSeq names its product BRCA2, DNA repair associated (gene BRCA2). Lineage: Eukaryota; Metazoa; Chordata; Aves; Tinamiformes; Tinamidae. Gene Ontology annotation, cellular component: nucleus. Bases 16 to 10329 code for a protein of 3437 amino acids. The transcript has 26 exons. The record is from RefSeq and is a predicted model, not a curated record. Gene Ontology annotation, biological process: double-strand break repair via homologous recombination; regulation of DNA-templated transcription.